Molecule: messenger RNA, 2822 nt
Organism: Caenorhabditis auriculariae
Lineage: Eukaryota; Metazoa; Nematoda; Chromadorea; Rhabditida; Rhabditidae
Source: the annotation of a GenBank genome assembly
AUGACGGUAGCGAUUGGAUUGCUGGCAUGUGGGAUAUCGUCCUUAUUUUUCGGCUCCAUGUUCGUCCCUUUGAAAAAUUUCGAUGCCAGUGACGGUAUUAUUGAUUUUGAUUUUUGUUUUUUUCUUAUUUUUGGGUUCAGGAAUAUUUGCUCAAUGGAUGAUGUCUCUGGCUAUUUUGAUAAUUGGUUUCGUAGCUUUUAUCUUUUCCAAUUUUCCUGGAUUUUACCCAUUGGCAAUGCUUGGAGGCAUGUCCUGGACACUAGGUAUAAUAAUAACCCUUGAGGUUUGAAAAAUAAAGGAGAAAUUUCAGGAAACGCGACAGCGAUUCCUAUCAUUUCUCGCCUAGGAAUGGCUUUGUCGAUGCUCAUCUGGAACACGACGAAUUGCGUCGUCGGCUGGGCUGGCGGCCGUUUUGGCCUUUUUGGCAUGAAGGUAACACCUCUUUAGGAACUCCAGAGUGCUCCUUAUAGGGGCAACUUACAGGGUCGCCUCUAGGGAACAUUUCACCAAUCCCUAUGGAGGCCACUAAAGCUUGCAAAGGUGGUCCCUAUAGGGGUUUUAGUUUGUGGCCCCUAUAGGAUAAAUGUUAGCGGAUAAUCUAUACAAGCUCUACUUAGGAACUCCAGAAUGGUCCCUAUAGGGGCAACCAUAGGGGCCCUCUCAGGGUCGCCUUUAGAGACCACUUUGCCAACCCCUAUAGGGGCCACUGAAGCUUGCAAAAGUGAUGCCUAUAGGGGAAAUGCUAGUCGAUAAUUGUUAGGAAUCACCUUGAUUUUACCCCUAUAGGGACCCCUCUGGAAUUCCUAAGUAUGCGAAGAAGUAAAUAAAAACCUUUUUUGAAUAAAAUUGAACGACUCCUAUAGAAAUCACUUAAGCUUUAGCGGCUAAGUGGUCAGACCCUGAAAUCCUAUAGGGACCCUCUUAAUUUUACCCUUAUAGGGACUACUUUUUUGGUCUCUAAAGGGGCUGUUCUUGCUUCUAUCUUCUGUAGGGAUCACCUUGAUUUUACCCCUAUAGUGACCGUUUAUCUCGGUCCUUACAGAGGCUGUUUUUCUCCUUAACCCCUGUAGGGGCCAUUCUAAAAGCCACUAUUCAUUUUUCGUUGCUUUUCCGAUUUCUGUGUCUCAAGUUCUUCUUCCAGGCUCAGCCUCCAGCAAGUCCUGUUCUGAACUAUGCAGGCCUUAUCUGCGUUAUUAUUGGGUUUGCCAUAACCCUACUCGUGACAUGAUAAAGAUACUUAAGAGGGUUCCUGUUCUCCCGAAUAAGGAGCACAAAAGUGGUCGCGGAGCACAGAAGAGUUUCCCUGCGUCUCGAACCUCGAAGCAACGCGGACGACGCCGAAAAAGUCGCUCUGAACCCGUCGGUUGCUGCUUUCAUUGCUCAUAGUCAUAUAAAACAGCAGUUUACAGCUUUCCCCAGAUGACGCGGUCACCAAAGAAGUUACCGAAGUUUCGAUGGAAAAAGCCGAAGGAAAUCAACGCGCCAUGUGCGUUUCAACCUUUUUCUUAAAGAAAAUACCCUUUUGUUUAGUGGAUUCUUGAUGGCGAUGGGCGCAGGAGUUUUCUAUGGAAUGACUUUCGUACCUGUUAUUUACAUGAUCGACAAUCCCGAAAAGUAUGUGGUGACGGUAUUUUUCGAUACGCUAAUCUUGUUUUUCUGUUGAUGUCUUUAUUUUCAAAAGCAUCACUUACUAGUUAGAAAUUUACUGUCAAACAGAAAAUAAUUCAGCCCAUUUUUUUUUUUCAAAACAGUGAGUUAUCAUCAGAGCAGCUGAUUUAAAACUGUCUUGAAUUCAUUUUUGAUUCUCAACUCCCUUAGGAACUCCAGAGCGGUCCCUAUAGGGGUCCUUGGAAGGACUACAACCCCUCUAGGGGCCAUCAACGCUUGAAAAAGUGGCCCCUAUAGGGGACAUGCUAGUCGAUAAUCGUUAUGAACUCUAAGCGAAGAAGCAUUUCCAUGAUAAAACUGAACAAACAAGCGUUUUUCGAAUAAAAUUGAAAGAACCCUGGAGGGUCCACUUGAGCUUUAGGGGCUAAGGGGUCAGACCUUAAAAUCCUCUAAGGAUCACCUCAACUUUCCCCUAUAGGGACUACUUUUUCGGCACCGAUAAGGAUUGUUUUCCCCUCUAACCCCUAUAGGGACCGCUCUGGACUUUUUAAGCCCGAUUAUGAGAGAGCAUUCGAACUUCACAGAAGCAAAAGCAUAUUUAACGUCAGUUCGAUCAAAAUUCCUGAAAUCCCUUUUUUUUUCUAAAUGAUAUUUUCCGCCAAAAUCCUUGCCCUGACUAAGCAUCGUCAAUGGUUGAGGUUCCCCGGUCAACCAUCUGAAGGACUUGCCUACGUCUUCUCGCACUAUUUUGGAAUCUUCCUCACGGCGACGACUCUUUUCGUCAUCUACGCCAUCUUCAAGUAGGAGUCCUCUCCAGACAGUUUCUGGAAAACCGAGUUGAAGGAAGAAUCGACCGACGGUCAACGGCCAGUUGUGUCUGCCGGCUCUCGCCUCCGGAACGCUUUGGGGCAUCGCGCAGACGUCCUUCUUCGUCGCCAAUCAGAACCUCUCUCAGACGGUCACGUUCCCCAUCAUCGCCAUGACGCCAGGCUGUAUAGCUUCCGCUUGGAGCAUAUUUUACUACAAAGACAUUCAGGUUCUUUAUAAAGUAUGCUGUUUAUAAACAACCAAAAGCUAAUGAAAAACCCUCUGCCCUUAAACAACUUUUCCGAGCUCUUCAGGGUCGCCGCAACUUCAUCACCCUCGCCAUCGCGAUGUGCUUCACCUUCACCGGGGCAAUUCUGGUCGGCCUGUCCAAGGCUAUCGAACUUUAA